This is a messenger RNA of Nothobranchius furzeri (turquoise killifish), 582 nucleotides long. Its product is annotated as protein FAM180A. NCBI's taxonomy places the organism in Eukaryota, Metazoa, Chordata, Actinopteri, Cyprinodontiformes, Nothobranchiidae. The record is from RefSeq and is a predicted model, not a curated record.
AAUUCCAUCUGCAGAAGAGUGAAAGUAUGAGAGGUGCAUCCGUCUGUCCCGAUCCAGAGAAGAAUGAACUCACAUCUAAAACUAUGGCUCUUGAUUCUUUCGUGGCUUUGGUUUGAUCGAGUGCUGAGAGAUGCUGCAGCAGGCAUUCAUCCAACUUCUGAAACUGCUUCCGCUCUUUCUGACGCAAACCUGAUGUUUGAGUUUUUGCUUGGUGGGGUGGCGACAGACCAGGACAACAUAUUCCUUCUGGACGAGGAGAUGUCAUCAAUGAGGAAAGGGAAAGAAUUCCUGUCUCACAUCAAUGAUGGCAUUCCAAAAACUCCAAAUGCCAUGGAGCUGAUGGUGCACACUCUACAGAAUCAUCCGAAGAAGCAUCUGACACAGGAUCAGUUUGAGAGUCUUAUUCUGAGCAUGGUGUACUCAGCUCACCAGGCUCAGGUUCAGGGGAGCAAGGAGAAGCAGGAGGCUUGGGGGGGAGUGCUCCUCCAGCUGGCUAACAUCACAGUGUUUGAGCUACGUGGAAGUUUCCUCGUCAACACUUAAACGAUUGCAAAAACAAGAAUAAAAUGCACAAGUGUGAAA